This is a messenger RNA of Labeo rohita (rohu), 4647 nucleotides long. It is a transcript of the gene ppm1aa, whose product is annotated as protein phosphatase, Mg2+/Mn2+ dependent, 1Aa. Gene Ontology annotation, cellular component: nucleus; cytosol. NCBI's taxonomy places the organism in Eukaryota, Metazoa, Chordata, Actinopteri, Cypriniformes, Cyprinidae. Gene Ontology annotation, biological process: positive regulation of canonical NF-kappaB signal transduction; protein dephosphorylation; negative regulation of canonical NF-kappaB signal transduction. Gene Ontology annotation, molecular function: manganese ion binding; magnesium ion binding; protein serine/threonine phosphatase activity. The record is from RefSeq and is a predicted model, not a curated record. The transcript has 6 exons. The coding region runs from base 358 to 1533 and encodes 391 amino acids.
AGUGCGCAGCCCUGCUGAAUCCACAUCCGGGUCCUGCGCUGCUGCUGGUGUGCAGAGAUUCGGUCCCGAACACAGCGGACCAAAACAGCGGUCAAACCCGACACUUUCCACUUUCCAGGUUCAGGACGCAGAAUAAAUGGGAAUUAUGCAUCCCUGGUUUAAACAGAUAAGGGUGAUCCGCUCUUUCACAGACUGAAUGCAGAGCAAAACAAUCCGCCAGCCUGUCUCUCUCUCACCACCGCCGCGCUCAGUUUAUAUCUCUCUCUUUCUUUUCGUCCUUCUCUUUUAUCUGGGUUUUACCUUCUCCACAACAGAACUCUCCAGGACUUAUUUUUAGUGGAUUCCUAAGCAGCAGAGAUGGGUGCAUUUCUGGACAAGCCAAAGAUGGAGAAGCACAACGCUCACGGGGAGGGCAAUGGUCUGCGCUACGGCCUGAGCAGCAUGCAGGGCUGGCGUGUAGAGAUGGAGGAUGCGCAUACUGCUGUCAUCGGUCUGCCCAACGGCUUGGACCCCUGGUCGUUCUUCGCUGUGUACGACGGUCAUGCGGGAUCACAGGUGGCACGCUACUGCUGCGAGCACCUCCUAGAGCACAUCACCAGCAACCCUGACUUUCAGGGUGGAGGCGGAGGAGGGGGUCCAGCUGUGGAGCCCAGCGUGGACAGCGUGAAAUCUGGAAUCCGUACUGGUUUCCUGCAGAUCGACGAUCACAUGCGGCAGAUCUCGGAGAAGAAGCACGGCGGCGCCGACCGCAGCGGCUCGACGGCCGUCGGUGUGAUGGUCUCACCCCGCCAUAUCUACUUUAUCAACUGCGGAGACUCACGGGGGUUGCUGAGUCGUGGAGGGGCUGUGCAUUUCUUCACACAGGACCACAAACCCAGCAACCCCUUGGAGAAGGAGAGGAUCCAGAACGCUGGAGGAUCUGUGAUGAUUCAGCGCGUCAAUGGGUCGCUGGCGGUGUCCAGGGCUCUGGGGGACUUUGACUAUAAGUGUGUGCAUGGUAAGGGUCCCACGGAGCAGCUGGUGUCGCCGGAGCCCGAGGUGUAUGCUAUCGAGCGGUCGGAGGUGGAGGACGAGUUUAUUGUUCUUGCUUGUGACGGGAUCUGGGAUGUGAUGGCCAAUGAGGAGCUGUGCGAUUUCGUUCGUUCACGACUGGAGGUGACUGACGAUCUGGAGAGGGUCUGCAAUGAAAUUGUAGAUACCUGUUUGUAUAAGGGAAGUCGUGACAACAUGAGUGUUGUGUUGGUGUGUUUCGUCAGUGCACCGAAGGUUUCUCCUGAAGCUGUCAAAAGGGAAGCGGAGCUUGAUAAAUACCUAGAGGGCCGAGUAGAAGAGAUCCUGAAGAGGCAGGGGGACGAAGGCCAGAUGCCCGACCUGGUACAUGUGAUGCGCACGUUAGCAUCUGAGAGCAUCCCCAACCUACCACCUGGAGGAGAGCUGGCCAGCAAGCGGAGUGUAAUUGAAGCAGUAUACAACAAACUUAACCCAUACAGGAACGAGGAUACAGACUCUGCAUCCACGGAUGACAUGUGGUAGCCCUGCCCCUUUAAACACUGCACAGUUUACAACCCUCCAGAACCCUGCACAACAACAACAACAACAACCUUUCCUACAGGACCCAGCACCAGAACCCUGCACAAGAACCCUCAACUACUACAGGACCUGCACAAGAACCCUACCACAGCCCAGCUCAGCUGCUCUGGACUGUUCCUAGGAAAGAAGAGGCGGAAGAAGCGGAAGGGAAUGAGGGCUCCCUCCUCUUGUUCACAUAACGUUCCCUCUCAGUGCUAGGCAAUGGUACCUUCUGGAAAUUUUCUGCAUACUCUUCUGUACCGAAUCUCUCUCUCUCUCUUUCUCUCUCUCUCUCUUAUCCCAAAUCCCUUUUUAUCCUUAACAUCACCCUCUUAAAAAAAAAAAUCACUUUUUUUCCAUUUAAAUAAUUUUUUUUGGUGUAAUUAAUUUGAUUCACAUUUCCUUGUGUGUUUGUAUAUUUCAGCUUUUAUUUCUGUGAAGUGCAAUUGUCUUGUACAAAGAAAAAGCCUGUAUCAAAUGCAGCUUGAGUUUUAAGUUUAUAAAAAGAAAAAAGAAAAAAAGGCACACCUUUAUGCCCUGCCUGCUUUUGUUUCCUCUCCGACCGCUGAAGCCCAACACAUCUGCCUCUCAUCUGCUUUCCUUUCACUUCUUUCUUUCUUUCCCUCCUUUUUUUUUAAUUUUUAAAAAAAAAACAAAAUAUAACUUUUUGUAUUGUUACUUUUUAAGUGAAACGGGUAAAUGAUAUGGGCUCACAGCACAGUACAGUAAGCUUUUUUGUAAAUCUCACAGCACAGAUGACAGUAAUCGUUAUGCGUUAUGUUCUCUCAGUACUACUGUUUUUUUUUGUUUGUUUUUUUUCUGGUGGGGUGGGUCUUUUAUUUUUGCCCCUUCAUUUUUUUUUAUAUUUGUUAUUUUUUUUUGAGGAAACCGCUUUAAAUUUACUUAAGCUAAGCUGAAAUUGUAUGCGUGUUUGAGAGAGAAUGAGUGUGAGUCUUAUGAGAAAUCGAUGGUUUUGUUGCAAGAGGAUGCAUGUUUGAUGCACCAAACUAUUUCCAUAGUGCAAGUUUUGUGUAUGUGUGUGAGUCUGUUACCUGAUGCGCUAACCCUGAUUUUCUCUUUUGUCAUCAACACUAGGACUCUACAGUGUUCUGCACUACCGCAGCUCUUGAUUUUUUUUAUUUUUAUUUUUUUGGUUUAAGUUGGUCUGGGAGCAUCUUAAAGGAUCUCCUGCACUUGCUGGAAAAAUGUAAUUGUUAAGAAGCACUCAGAACUGGGACAGGCUCUAUUAAGUGCGUUUAUGUGUGCGUUUGGCUGUCAGUGCAUAUGGAACUGAAUGGAUGUGUGAGAUUGCAUGUUUAUUGUGCUUAAAAUUAUGUGGGUUUUAAUGGGGAUAUUUAGGCUUCUGACAUAAAUAUAUAAGGCUUUAGCUAUAGCGCUCAAUCACCCAUCUGCACUGCUGAGAGUGAUGAGUGAAUGCUUUCUGAGAUUAACACUCAACUCAGAUUUCUCUUCUACUUAAUUCAUUCGCUUCAUCUCGUGUUGAUUUGUUAUCGGUUUAUUUUAUUUUUUUUUGGAUGUGGUGAUUUUUGUCUUUCUCUCUUCAAAGAACAAAUACAGUGUGAUGCAGUGAGCUGGCCUGGUUUAGGCCAGAGCCUGCAUGUGUUCCUCUGACCAAUAGGGAGCGCAACAGAGUACUGUUUGCUGCUAAAGUGUGUGAUUGAAUCAUUCGUUCAUUCAUUUGAAUGCUCCUAGUUUGUACUCUCCUGCACCUCUUCACCUUUCUCCCCCAAUGCUGUAUGUAACAUAGUUCUGAAUUAAUUUAAUUGUAUUUUCUCAGAGAGAUUGUCACUUGUCCUGAUUGUCUGAAACUUGACAUGGUAAAAUCACCCCCUUUGUUCUUACCUUCCCAAACUAAAUUUUAUAUACGGAAUAGAUUAUGUGAACAGGAAUUCCCUUGCGUCUGCUAAAUAUAAGUUAGCUUUUUAGUCCUAUCCCAUAUGAAACAAGGGUAGGUAAAAUGAUCACUUCUUUGAGUUUUUUCCUGAACCUCACAGGGUGAUUUAUAAAACUAAUAUUGUAACAAAAUGACAAUCUAACAGUGUAUAGCUAAUGUAAACGGAAAAGUCUCCCUGUUUCCACUAUGCUUUGGCUUGUGUUGUAACACGGGAGUAAAGAUCGUUGUGUUCGUGUGUGGAAUGGUGAGCUCUCUGUUUUCCCCUGUGGAAGCUGUAAUAGGAGAUUUACAAAAUGAAUCUAAAAUUAACAAUACUUUUAGGAUGGUCUUAGAGGCCAGGACAUGUUCAUGUGUCUUUAAGAUUUUUUGCAUUUGGAAAGCUACGUGGUAUCACUUUAGGAAUGUAGACACGAGGAACAAUGAUUUCUAAUAAGAUGCUGUUGACUUAACCCUCAGUUUGGUUUUAUACAGGCUUAAAAAUCACUUCAAAAUGUAACAAAUUAUGUUACUCGAAAGCGUUUUGUUCCAUAUGCAGUUUUGAGAAUCUUGACUGCAAUUAUACAGAUUCUGUUUCUUUGUAAGACUUCCAAAUGGGUUUUAGAUGGAGGAAAAAAAUCAAAAAUACAAAUUUCUUUGUUGCAAGUAAGUGAGGAGAGGUAAUGGCUUACAGUGAAACAUGCAAGCUCAGUAAUAGAUGAUAGAGAUGUUUAUGAAUGUGUUUUUACUAAGUUAUGUCUUGUCACUGAAGUGGCAUUUUGCAAGGAAUUCAAAUGGCGCAUGGACCGUCGCAUUUGUAACCGUCGCUUUGCUAGAUAUGCGUCUUAAACCAUUCGAUGCCCCGUAUUUUAGGUUUAUGCUCUGAAAUACUUUUCCCGUGGUCUCUAGCUCUGUAGUGUUAGCUUGGUAGCUCAUUUCAGUUGAAUUAUCCGGACCUGCCUUUUAAUGUAUAAACCAAGUGAUUAAUGCAGCCUUAAUGCCUCCUGCAAAACCCCACCCCCAAACCCUUGGGCUUUACUCAUAUAUUACAGAGCUCUGUAUGCGAACACACCACAAUUUUGUGCUAAAGGGAACUAAAUUUUAUGGCACGGUGUGUAAUUCAGUGGUUCGGCCUCACACGUUCUCAUAGACACACACGUAUGGUAUUUUACUCUGGUGAAAUCCCA